Symbiodinium natans is the source of this 1029-nucleotide messenger RNA. The record is from the annotation of a GenBank genome assembly. Lineage: Eukaryota; Dinophyceae; Suessiales; Symbiodiniaceae.
AUGUGGCUAUGGUUCAUUUUCGUCACAACUGCUUGCAGCAAGGACUCGAACUGCCGAGAGGCCCGGAGCUGCGAAGACGAUGCGUUUGGACUUCUUCAAUUUCGCUCAGUUCCACCCUCGGGAUCCUUCGGUCCGUGGUCCUUUGGAGGCAUUGUUCCCGGAGAUCCUUUGUACAAGCACUUGGAAGGGGAAGCAAUGCCGCCUCGUCCGACAAAGGGCAAAAUACCGAAGGAUUUUGAUUCCAGAACUACAUGGCCACAGUGCAGCGCAGUGAUCAAUCACAUCCGCGACCAAAGUCGUUGCGGAUCCUGCUGGGCGGUUGGCAGCGUGUCAACCCUGAAUGAUCGACUGUGCGUGCUCACAGGUGACAAUCACACCAUCCUUUCUGCUGAUGAUCCCUUAGCCAAUUGCAACAGCACCAUCGAAGGUGCCGAGCUACCCACUUGUGUUCACCCUGGGGUGGGCGGUUGUGGUGGAGGACAAUUGGAAUUUGUUUGGAAAUGGUAUAAAGAAAUGGGCGUGGUGAGUGGUGCAGGCUACCGUGAACUCGGGUUCAUGCGUCAGAAGGUCAGGACCUGUGCGCCAUAUUCAUUUCCUCCAUGUCACAAUGACACUUGGGCUGCGAGGCCUGUCUGUUCUGAAACGUUUCAUACACCUGCAGCUUUCAGUUCCUGUUUCAAUCUCAGCUUCCAGCCUCCCUACUGGGGAGACAAGCUGAAAGCCAAGAGCUGGUACAAAGUUCCCAGCGACCAAAUUCAGCAGGAAAUCAUGCACCAUGGAUCAGUCAGUUGCCAAGUACAGGCCACGUGUUCGAUGGUCAACUACACCGGUGGCGUCUAUGUUCCUUCCGGGCGAGUUUGUGGAGGUCAUGUGAUGCGUAUCAUUGGUUGGGGUGUGGAAGAGGACGUUGGCUACUGGUGGGUCGCGAACAGUUGGGGAUCUCAAUGGGGUCUCAAUGGCUUCAUCAAAUGGCUGCGCGGCAGCGAUGCCCAGGGCAUCGAAAGUGGCGUGGUGGCAGGGCUGAUUUAG